Amborella trichopoda is the source of this 2366-nucleotide messenger RNA. RefSeq lists its product as uncharacterized. Lineage: Eukaryota; Viridiplantae; Streptophyta; Magnoliopsida; Amborellales; Amborellaceae. The record is from RefSeq and is a predicted model, not a curated record.
UUUGCCUUCACCAACUUUGAAAGUUUAGAGAGAGAAAGAGAGCCGCAGGCAAGCAGUUCGAAGGGACAGUUGCAGAGAGACAGGAGAGAGUGAUUUUUAGAGAGAGAAAACCAUUGCAGAGAGGUGAGGGAACUUAGAGAGAGCGAAAAUGGAAGGGGACACGCCCCCAUUUUGGCUUAACCAAGAACCAAACCCCUAUCGUCGCCAUCGCCACCACCACCCUUCGUCCUUCUUACUAAAACCACCAGUUCUGGUGGCGUUCUCUAUCUUCCUCCUCCUCUUCAUAGCCAUUCUCCUCCCUUCUCUCUCUUCUCUCUCUAAGCUUUUCAAGAGAUCAACCGUGGCCAAGUCAUGGGAUGUUCUGAACCUCUUCCUGGUCCUCUUUGCCAUACUCUUUGGCCUCCUCAGUCGACGCUCUUCUCCAGAUUCAGGGACCUCUUCUCCCUAUGCUACCAAGCUUUUUGAAUUUUCUGGCAACCUGUCUGACUAUUCCGGACAAAAUUUGGCCGGAAUUUCAGAGAAUCCGGCCACAGUUUCAGAGAACACGACUAUGACUGGAGGGUGUCAAGCUGGGGUUGCAGAGCAUGAGGAGAAGAGGAGAGAUGAGGAAAAUGGCGAAACUGAAGAAACCCAACCUGACGAAAUUCAUGUAGAGAAGAGCCGAUCUUCUGGUUUUGUUGGAUCUUCACCGGAAAAACCAGAGAUCACCAGAAAAACUCAUGAUCAGGGUGCUUCGAGCUCUGGCCAUCGUGGAAUGAGGCGGAUGAGGAACAGUAGCUCGUACCCGGACCUCAUUGAAGCCAGGUUUGACCAUGAGAAACCUCCAUUGAGGGCUUUUGAUGAUACCCAUCUAAAGGGUAGAGAGAGAAAGCCUGGGGAUGAUUCCCAUCGGAAGUCUAGAGAGAGAAAGCUUGAAGACAAUAAAAGUAUGGCCGAAAUCCAUCGGGAUGGACCGAAAGUUAAGAACAUCUCUCUAGACCCUGCAUCGAUCCGUCCGAAAAAACCCACUCUCUCUCCUCCCAACAAAUCAGAGUCGUUUCUCUCGCAGCCUGAUUACUUUCUUUCUCUAGAUUGGAAAAAGGGGAAGGAGUUUUUACCUCCUCCACCUUAUGCAUCGCCGCCGCCGCCACCACCACCACCACCACCUCCUCCUCCUCCUCCAUUGAAAAGCAAAAACAAAACAAGCGUAAGAAACGUCAUUAAUGCAAUCUACCAUUCAUCAUCUUCUUCUGAGAAGAGGAGAAAGAAGAACUCAUCUUCAACACCACCUACCCCUCCUCCUCUCCCUUCAUCUCUUCACAACUGGUUCACUAAUAGAGGCAAGAGCAAAAAGAAAAGCAACUCUCUCUCAUCGAACCAGAAGGCCCACUCUCUCUCUACACCAUCCAGCCGGAAGGUACACUCUCUCUCUACCCCACCUCCUCCGCCUCCUCCCCCACCAACGAGUGGCCGCUCCCUCUCGACCUCAUUGAACAGUGGCCGCUCCCUCUCUAGUUCAUUGCACAAGGAGGCUCAUUCUCUAUCUACAGCUCACUCCUACUCUCCUCCACCACCACCACCUCCCCCAACGAGUGGUCAUCAAAGAAGGAUUUCUAUGCCCCCACCAAGGCCACCACCUCCCCCGCCACCUCCUCCUCCAAUGUGGGUUUUAAAGGAUGAAGCAGUGGAGAAUUUGCAGGCAAUGGAUACUCAGGUUGAAUUGGAAGCCAUGAAAGGAGAAGAAGCUUCUAGGUCAAUCGGGCCUUUGUUUUGUGAAAGCCCCGAUGUCAACAGCAAGGCUGAGGCGUUCAUUGCUCAGUUUCGUGAGGGGCUUCGGCUUCAAAAGAUGAAUUCCAUUAGGAGGAGGAAUGAGAGAGAAGGUGAAGAUAGGUUGAACUAAGAAUUGGGUUUGUGUUGUUUUAGGAAUGAGAGAGAGGGAUUGGUUUUGGUUUACUGUCAAGAACUUCAGAGGAUUGAGUUAAAGUUACAUAUAGAGAGAGAAAAUUAGGGUGGUUUACUAUACAAGAAGCUUGCUGGCCUUCAAUGGAGGUAAUGGAGAAAUUCUGAAUUGGAUUUGUGUUGUUAUGCUUAGAAGAGAUUUCAAAGAGCAUCACUUCAAUGGAGUUCAAGACAGAAAAAAUUUAAAACUGGUUUUGUGUUCCUGGAGUGAGAAAAAGAAGGACAAAGGGUUUGUUUUUGUCACUUUCGAGGAAGCUUGAGGGCUGAGUUUUUUCUGGGGUUUCCUUAUGCUUUCUUCUUUGCUGAAAUUUCUGGCCUAUUUGUUUUCCACAAGUUGUUUCAUAUAUUUUAUCUUUCAAAUGUAUACAUUCAUACACUUAGAAUCAUUGUUUAUUGUUUAGACUGGUUGUAUAUCUGAUUUGCUUAAA